This is a messenger RNA of Prunus armeniaca (apricot), 273 nucleotides long. NCBI's taxonomy places the organism in Eukaryota, Viridiplantae, Streptophyta, Magnoliopsida, Rosales, Rosaceae. The record is from the annotation of a GenBank genome assembly.
AUGGAUUUGUUGCCGCUGCUGGGGAGGGGAGGGAUGAGUCCGGGGUGGAACUCGGGAGGGGGGGGAUGUGAUGGGUUUGGGUCUGGGCAAGGGCUUGGGGAUGGGUCUCAGGUGGGGCAAGGGCUGGGGAUGGGUCUCGGGUGGGAGCAGGGGUUGCGGGAGGAGAGAGAGCGAAAGAGAUUAGAGGGGGAAUGUGGUGGAGAUAAAGGGGGAAGAAGGGGAAGGGGAGGAGGAGGAGGAGGGGCAUGGGAGGGGGAGAGAGAAGGGGAAUGA